This is a messenger RNA of Coregonus sp. 'balchen', 2719 nucleotides long. The record is from the annotation of a GenBank genome assembly. Lineage: Eukaryota; Metazoa; Chordata; Actinopteri; Salmoniformes; Salmonidae.
CGGGUCAACAACUUUCCCCCACUGCCUCAGUUCCUGAGAAUCAAGCCCUGCUUUUAUCAGAAUGUGGAGGAGGAGAUCCCAGCCCCGCACCGACAGCUGGUGCGCCGGGUCUACAACCUCUGGAUGUGUGAGUUACACCAAAUACAUUUCUUGAGUUACAUAGUCCUACUGUGGGAACUGGGCUGUAAUUUCAUUCCAUGCUGAGAGAAUGGCCGGGUUUGAGAGGAUCAAACCCGCAAUGUACACUACAUGUCCAAAGGUAUGUGGACACAUGCUUGUUGAACGUCUCAUUCCAGAAUCAUAGGCAUUAAUAUGGAGUUGGUCCCCCCUUUGCUGCUAUAACAGCCUCCACUCUUUUGGGAAGGCUUUCCACUAGAUAUUGAAACAUUGCUGCGGGGACUUGCUUCCAUUCAGCCACAAGAGCAUUAGUGAGGUUAGGCACUGAUGAUGGGCGAUUUGGCCAGGUUCGCAGUCGGCGUUCCAAUUCAUCCCAAAGGUGUUCGAUGGGGUUGAGGUCAGGGCUCUGUGCUGUAUGGACCUCGCUUUGUGCACAGGAGGGGCAUUGUCAUGCUGAAACAGGAAAGGGCCUUCCCCAAACUGUUGCCACAAAGUUGGAAGCACAGAAUCAUCUAGAAUGUCAAUGUAUGCUGUAGCGUUAAGAUUUCCCUUCACUGGAACUAAGGGGCCUAGCCCGAUCCAUGAAAAACAGCCCCAGACCAUUAUUCCUCCUCCACCAAACUUUAUAGUUGGCACUAUGCAUUCGGGCAGGUACCGUUAUCCUGGCAUCCGCCAAACCCAGAUUCGUCCGUCGGACUGCCAGAUGGUGAAGCGUGAUUCAUCACUCCAAAGAACGCGUUUACACUUCUCCAUUGUCCAAUGGCGACGAGCUUUACAACACUCCAGCCGACGCUUGGCAUUGCACAUGGUGAUCUUAGGCUUGUGUGUGGCUGCUCGGCCAUGGAAACCCAUUUCAUGAAGCUCAUGAACAGUUCUUGUGCGCCUCCCGAGUGGCGCAGCGGUCUAAGGCACUGCAGUGCUUGAGGCGUCACUACAGAUCCGGGUUCGAUCCCGGGCUGUGUCGCAGCCGGCCGCGACCGGGAGACCCAUGAGGCAACGCACAAUUGGCCCAGCGUCGUCUGGGUUAGGGGAGGGUUUGGCCAGCCGGGAUGUCCUUGUCCCAUCGCGCUCUAGCGACUCCUGUGGCGGGCCGGGCACAUGCACACUGACAUGGUCGCCAGUUGUACGGUGUUUCCUCCGACACAUUGGUGCGGCUGGCUUCCAGGUUAAGCGAGCAGUGUGUCAAGAAGCAGUGCGGCUUGGCAGGUACAUGUUUUGGAGGACGCAUGGCUCUCGACCUUCGCAUCUCCCAAGUCCGUACGGGAGUUGCAGCGUUGGGACAAGACUGUAACUACCAAUUGGAUAUCACGAAAAAGGGCUAACAAUUACAGUUCUUGUGCUAAUUUGUGACUGACUGACUGAUCUACAAAUAAUAAUGAGUCGUUAUUUAUGAUGACGGGUGAUUUUGUAGAUCAUCAGUCAGUCGGCAGUUGCCUGCAUUCAGUUUGAUGCUCUCGAGCGAGGCCAAUUUGUUGACAUUUUUCUUCCUGUGUCUCUCAUUCUGCAGUGUAUACAGUCACACUGUGUGUGAAUGUGGUGUCAUGCAUAGCUUGGUGGGCAGGAGGGGGAAGUGGAGCCAAUUUCGGCCUUUCCCUGCUCUGGCUUGUUCUCUUCAGUCCGUGCAGCUACACCUGCUGGUUUAGACCUCUCUACAAGGCCUUCCGGUAAGAUCUCCUCAACAAACAUCAAGCCAAACAUCCAUCAUUUUGCACUCCAAAUAUAUUUUAUUGACUGACUCCAUAUAUCUCCCUUUCUCUUUCCUAGGGCUGACAGUUCUUUCAACUUCAUGGCCUUCUUCUUCAUCUUCUUUCUCCAGUGUGUUCUCGCUCUCAUUCAGACUGUGGGCAUCUCUGGUUGGGGUGCUUGGUGAGUAGAAAUAUUUUAUUUCAUCAGUCUGAAAAGCAGACAAAGUCCUAAACAGUGCCAUCUGAAUGGCUUGUCACUUAUUUCACCUCAAUAAUAUAGAAACAUCUUCACAGUUUAGCAAUAAAGAUCACCUGUAGAUUUGUAUCAAUCACCUUCAUUUUACUCACUGUGUCAUGCUAUGAUUGGUGAAAAACUGUAAAGUUUGUAAUUCAGUGUUCAUGCCAUUAACAAAUACUAACCCCACUGCUCCACCACUCUGAGGAACCCCUAAAGUGGUUGGAUCGCGACAGUGCUGUUUUUCAGCUACAACGUGGGUUCUGCUGUAGUCAUGCUAUUCUCAGCUCUGCUCUUCACUCUAGUGACUGUGUUAAUGGGACUGGUUCUCAUCAGGGUGAGUCCAACAAACACACACCUGAAAAAUGCACGAGCACAUGGAAACACACACAAACCAGAAAAAUACACAGCCAUUUUGACAAUACACUCAUUGUAGGCAGAGAAAGAGAAUAAACUAGCAUGACUGUAUGACUGGUUGGUUUGUCUGCUCUGUUCCCAUCAGGUUCACAGGCUGUACCGUGGUGGAGGGGGCAGCUUUGAGCGUGCACAGGAAGAGUGGACCACUGGACUCUGGAAGAGCGCUCCUGUGAGAGAGGCCGGUUUCAAUGCUGUCACUGAAACUGGCCCAAGCCUACCCCAAUACCCUGCUGCUGUGCCAAGUUACCCAGACAAUGGCUCCUGG